Linepithema humile (Argentine ant) is the source of this 879-nucleotide messenger RNA. The record is from RefSeq and is a predicted model, not a curated record. NCBI's taxonomy places the organism in Eukaryota, Metazoa, Arthropoda, Insecta, Hymenoptera, Formicidae.
AUGGACAUUAUUGGCCCUCUGCCUCUUUGUAAUAACUACAAAUAUUGUUUAACGCUUAUCGAUCGUUUUUCGCGCUGGCCAGAAGCUGUUCCCCUCCGCGACAUAUCAGCACGAACAGUGGCACAAGCAUUUUACGAUAAUUGGAUCGCACGAUUCGGCGCGCCACGAAUUCUGACAACGGAUCAAGGCGCUCAGUUCGAGUCUCAACUCUUUUCUGCCCUUUUAUCGCUCGUAGGCUGCAAGCGAAUUCGCACUACUGCGUAUCACCCAGCCGCGAACGGCUUAAUAGAAAGGUGGCAUCGCACCUUAAAAGCAGCCAUAAUGUGCCAUAACACACCAGAUUGGGUUAGCGUACUAUCAACGGUCAUGCUCGGAUUACGCACACACGUGCGCUUAGACACCGGCGCGUCCCCAGCGGAAUUCAUAUAUGGAACAACCUUACGUGUUCCAGGCGAAUUUUUCAUACAACAAAAUGUUACCCCGGACCCACAAAUCUUCCUUGAAGAUUUCCGCGAGUAUAUGCGCCAAAUAAAACCUAUACCGGCGGCACAUCACAACAAAAAACGCCCAUUUUGUUUUAAGGAUCUGUACUCUUGUACUCACGUAUUCCUUCGUUGCGAUGCGGUUAAAAAACCACUCGAACGACCGUAUACUGGCCCCUUCAAAGUUUUACAACGAGACUCCGAACAAGUCUUCACGCUUGAAACCAAUGGUAAACCUCAGAGUGUGUCCGUCGAAAGACUUAAACCUGCACACUUCAUUAAUGAUAAGACUGAUGUACCUAUUGUAACCGAUGCUCCGCAGAUUACUAAUUCAUGUAAUGCGUUACCAAAGACGUACUCUAAUCCUAAGAAACAUGUAGCUUUUAAGUUAACUUAA